Esox lucius (northern pike) is the source of this 3849-nucleotide messenger RNA. RefSeq names its product ras homolog family member H (gene rhoh). Gene Ontology annotation, biological process: small GTPase-mediated signal transduction. NCBI's taxonomy places the organism in Eukaryota, Metazoa, Chordata, Actinopteri, Esociformes, Esocidae. The transcript is spliced from 4 exons. The coding region runs from base 678 to 1259 and encodes 193 amino acids. Gene Ontology annotation, molecular function: GTP binding; GTPase activity. The record is from RefSeq and is a predicted model, not a curated record.
AUUCUUUUAGUACUAUUAAUAAGUCAUCCUGUACUCGCAUUUGUGUCUUUGCGCUUACUGCGUACAUCUGAAUAUGCAACUGUGCGCAUCGUAGCGACACAUACAACCACACCAGCGGUGUCUUGAGGGGAGAGAUGGGUUGAAGAGCAGAAACUCAUAACAGUCAACAAACGGAUGCUGCUAUGAGAUGUGAGCGAGCGAGAGAUCAUCUCACUUCCCUCUCCUUUGUCUUCUUGAAGGGUAGCCUAGUGUACAGUAGUCGUAGCCGGGUACAAAAGUGAUACAUUAACUUUUGAGUAGCUCUGUCCAUUAUCAUGUUAACACAGGAUUAACAAGACUAUUUGGUUACGCUUCCGCAACUUCAAAAAUUUAGUUUUCAUCUGUUGAAAACGUUUCCAAUCAAGGCACUAACCGUCGCGGAGACUAAAAAGCCUGAUCUCGCGCAGAAGCAUCCGCUCGUUACCACCAUCAAAGCUGCGGGUCGGGCGGCUUCCAACAUGUUCCCACCUCUGUACACCCGACCCUGAUCGGACCAAACAACCGCUUGUGAGGUCAGGUGAUUUCGACCGUCUGUAGGAGGGUGAAGCCCAUUGUCUUUGCCAUUGAGGAAGCACAGAAGUGAGUAGGCAAAGGCCUGAGAUCGAGAGAACAACAACCCUAUCUGGGUCUGAGCCGCCAUGAGUACUGAGGCCCAGGUGAAGUGUGUCCUGGUGGGGGAUAGCGCUGUAGGGAAGACUGCUCUUCUGGUCCGAUUCACCUCCGAGACCUUCCCCGACUGCUACAGACCCACUGUGUAUGAGAACACUGGAGUUGAGGUCUUUAUGGAUGGAGUGCAGAUCAGCUUGGGUCUGUGGGACACAGCGGGAAAUGACAUGUUCCGGCAGAUUCGUCCCAUGUCCUACCAGCAGGCUGAUGUGAUACUGGUUUGCUACUCUGUGGCCAAUCAUGCCUCCUUUGCCAGCGUCAGGCAAAAAUGGAUUGGAGAGAUCCGCGAGAACCUCCCUCGUGUCCCGGUGCUGGUCGUGGCGACCCAGACCGACCAGCGGGAGGCGGGCUCACACCGCAGCUCCUGUUUGUCCGCAGCGGAGGGGAAACGCCUGGCGCAGGAUGUCCGGGCCAAGGGAUACCUGGAAUGCUCCUCGCUCAGCAACCGCGGCGUCCAGCAGGUGUUUGAGUGUGCCGUGCGGACAGCCGUGAACCAGGCCAAGAAACGGACGCGCAGACGGAUGUUCAAUAUCAACGACUGUGCAAUGUUUUGACUUCUGACCCCAACCUGAACUGUGUUUCCGCUUCAAACCUGAACUAUGACCCUAACUACUAGGAAAAUGAUGUCAUAUCUAACAAGAAUUAUGCUACUCCAGUCCAGGACUGGAUCUCGACUGGGAUUAAGGUCCCUAUUUUAAUGACACUGUGCCAGAACCUGGAGGUGUGAUUGUUUUGGGACUCCUGUCUACUCAGGGUAUGGAAGCUUCUGUUGCAACACAAAACACACAAUACACACACAACAAGACCUUUGACCUUCUGGAUCAGUACACGACUCUAAAGGCUCCUGAACCCAUGAAACUGAAUUUACUACUUGAGCUUCUUGUAGGAGUGCUGACCAAGGAUCAGUUAGGCUUCUUGGACGAUCAUAAUGAGUAGGAUUAUAUAGAAGUGGGGGAUAUAUGGUCCUAGGACAGAACUCCUUGUCUUGACAAACUAUAAUACAAACACACAGACUUACAGAGACAACACACACAGAAAUUAGAUAUUACAGACAAAACUGGUCAUAUAUCAGCUUUUCUUGUCUUGGAACACACAGAUCACACACACACACACACCAAAAUCUAAGAUUCAAUUCAAAAUGGAUCCUAUGUCCCUUGUCAAACUAUAACACUCACUCACUCUCACACACACACACACACACACACACACAAAGGCAUCUAAUAUUCAAGACAAACCUUAUCAUAGAUCAUUGUUUCUUGUCUUGACAAACUAUAACACACGGACGUGUCUAAAUAUUGCUAACAUUCAAACUAUGUUUUGUAUGUAUUUUUUUAAUGUGUUUAUUAAGUUAGUUUAUGAGUUUAAUUAUUUGUUGACAUUGUCGCAGAAAAAAGACAGUUAUUUACUGCUCUAAUGGUUUGGUACCAGGGAGAAGUUUUAACAGUUAAUUUUACACCUGACAUCAAGUGUUGACGUUUUUAUGCCUGUUCAAUAUAAAAAAUAACUAAUACAACCUGACAACAGUAACAUUUAUGUUUCCAUUCUGUAGAAUACCUUCAUGAAGCAGUACCUGUAAAAUUGGUCUCAAAUGUUCUGUGUUUUAUUUACAUUAGACUUGCUGUGUGCCUAACUCGUAACAAAUACGUUAUUAAUUAGAGUAAAAAAACAUAUUUUUAGAAGUAUAUUUUAGAAGUACUGGUUAGUACUACAACAAUGGUAAGCUAUAAUAAGAGUAAAUAAUGUAAAUUAAAGUAAGGACACAAUACAACCAAUAAAGUAGUGAGUCCGAUGAAGGAGUAUGGAUGUUUAAAUUGGGUAUAGUAUUUACAGUAUUCACGUGUAUCGGGUGAAGGAGUAUGGAUGUUUAAAUUGGGUACAGUAUUUACAGUAUUCACGUGUAUCGGGUGAAGGAGUAUGGAUGUUUAAAUUGGGUACAGUAUUUACAUGUGUAUUAGGUUAGGAAGUAUGGAUGUUUAAAAUGAGUAGUAGUAAAUAACAGUUUGGAGAAUUCAUUAACACUUUAAAGAAGUUUGCUGUCUAAGAACUUGCAAAUUGAAACAGUCUCUGAGCCAGUUGGUUUGGAAUCUCUACAACAGAGCCUAUCUGUCAGAUGAACUGCGUUGUGGCCUUGAUUAUACUGCCUAUAAAAACAUAAUCCCAGCUUGACUUACAACUACAGUAUGAAGUUACUAUGUUUGAAAGUAUUGGUUUGCCUAGAUUAGGUAACUAACGUGUUUUGAAGUGCUGGCUAGAGAGAGACUUGGAGAGAAACUAUCCUAAAAGAACAGUGAGAUGGAGUGUAAAAUGCCGAGGCCAUACAAUCUAUAGGCCAAGUCCCUUUACAUUUAUGGAGAUCAAUACCUCUGAUUGAAGAUUCCGUGUAAUAUUUGAGUAGGACGAGCUACUCAUUGUGUAUCGUGUACUUCACCUGACAGCUCUCUUUUGUUGAAUUUACACUGAAGUCAUUUAGUAGAUGCUCUGAACUUCAGCACAGGACAUAUGUUUGAAUAUUUCUUCGUACUGGAAUAACCGGAUCUUGCUGAACACUUUUAUAGGCGGUGUUUAACACAUUUAAUGUGGGUUUGAAAUGUAUUAGUGUUGACGUUUGUGAUUACAUUAAUUUAGAAUACAAUUUGGCUCGAUAUGUCUAUUUGUAAAAUGUUUGAUUGUUAGAAAAUUCAGUGUCACCCCGCAAUUAUUACAUAAAUAUCUACAGUACAUAUUAUGUGCAAACAGAAAACAAACUUAUUGUGAAUUGAACUACAUCAAUAAAACAUCUUGUUUUGGGGGAUAAAGUGACAGGCUUUGGCGUAGGAAUUGACAGGAUGGUUUCCUGAUAGAAUGUAAUUUGUUAAAUGUAUUUCAAUUAAUCAAGUCUUUAGUUUUAGCUGGACACCUGAUUACAUUGAGAAUCCCUUUUCAUAUUUGGAAUGGUUAAAUUUGAUAUCUCAUGGGAUAUUUGCAGAAAAGCCAUGUAAUGGUUUGGUAAUUCCAAAAUUUGGUGGCUUGGGAAAUCUAAAUGUUUGCCUUACUGGCAAGGUUUAUGGCAUUUCUGAUAAUACCCAAAAUAUUUCUUCCAAAGUCCAGAUGUAAAAUUGUUGUUGGGCUUUGAUCCAAUUAUGUUAAUUUUUUAUAUUUAUUAUU